This is a messenger RNA of Daphnia pulex (common water flea), 774 nucleotides long. RefSeq lists its product as uncharacterized. Lineage: Eukaryota; Metazoa; Arthropoda; Branchiopoda; Diplostraca; Daphniidae. The record is from RefSeq and is a predicted model, not a curated record. Bases 312 to 764 code for a protein of 150 amino acids. The transcript has 2 exons.
UAAACUAUGGCGUCGUGCUCCUGUUUGGUGUGGUAUCGUUGAUGGCUGGGUUGACCACUGGUGUAGCGAUGUCUCCUUGGUAUGGCGGAAACCAAACCGCAACGCCGCCACCUUCCUACACAACUUACGCAACGACUAGUUCCCUCACCGAGGUCUUCAAGUACUACACCACUAAAGCACCGGAGUUUUAUACCACAACUUACGCUGCCCCGAGCCACUACACUGACGCCCUGAAGUAUUACUCUGCCCUGAGUUACUACACUGACGCCCUGAAGUAUUACUCUACCCUGAAUUACUACACCGUCUAGGCGAUGGAGUACUACAUUACUACGCAUGCUGCCCCAUCCUAUUACACCUUAAUUGCUACACCGAGGCUCCCGCUGGUUACUCCACCAAAACGGUUGAAUACUAUACCGAAGCGCCAAAGUUCUGCCCCGAUCUACACAACCACAACUGAGGCGGCCAAGUAUUACGCAGUCCCGACUUACUACACAGAAGCUGCCCUUUCGUGCUACGUUGAACAGAAAUACUACACUGAUGCUCCAGUUUACUACACCACGACCUGCUCUACACCUAGCUACAACACCGCAGCCCCCAAGUACUACACAGAAGAAGACGUCUACUUCUUCCAAGGUUCAUAUGUAUUACGUCAGCAAUUCUCCCGACUAUGUCACCACUACUUAAGCUGCUUUGAACUAUACACCGAAGUUCUGAAGUAUUUCUCUGGAUGUGUUGAAAGAUUGCUGAAAUACAAGAUUGAUUGAUAAAUUACAA